AUAGCUUCUGGCUGGUGCCUUUUGUGCCAUGUCUGAUAACAAGAAGCCAGACUGCGGCCAUAGUGGCUCAAAUGGUGAAGAUGAUGGAAAUAGAUUCCUGGAAGAAAUUCUAAUGUCUCUGCAGUGGCUGAUCUUCAUUGCUGCUACAGCAGGUUUUCUGGCAUUCCAGUUAAUCACAAACGCCAUUUAUGAGAAGCAGUAUGGGGGAGAUGUGGCUUGGAUAUCCAAGCAGAGCAGGCAGAUGUUCCCGAUUGACGAGGAGGAUGAGGACAUCAAGGAUGAGGGCAUGGAGGAUGAGGAUGAGGAAGAAUUGAAGAACCAGAUGGAAGCAGAGGAGGUCAGGGCAGAAAAUGAGAUGCUCAUGGAAGAGGGUGCAGGAGCUCUGUGCCUCACUGACUUAGCGACCUGUAACUGUGUUCAUAACCAUCAAUUAAGGAAGAAAGAAUUUAAGUGUGCGCUGUUUUAUUUCUUCCGUGAGCCUAAGUUCAUGGUGUCUGCCCCAUCCAAAUCUGACAAACCCAAUGAAUGGGAGUAUGAAAAUGCUGCUGAAGAAGAUGCAGGGGAAGAAGAGGAGGAAGAUGAUGAAACUGGAGAGCUGGCUAGAGAGUCAAAAAAGAGCCUGGACUCUGCAGAGGGCUCCCCACCGUAG
Peromyscus maniculatus bairdii (prairie deer mouse) is the source of this 649-nucleotide messenger RNA. Its product is annotated as tumor rejection antigen P815A-like. Lineage: Eukaryota; Metazoa; Chordata; Mammalia; Rodentia; Cricetidae. The record is from RefSeq and is a predicted model, not a curated record.